This is a messenger RNA of Aspergillus wentii DTO 134E9, 1420 nucleotides long. RefSeq names its product Mrp/NBP35 family ATP-binding protein. NCBI's taxonomy places the organism in Eukaryota, Fungi, Ascomycota, Eurotiomycetes, Eurotiales, Aspergillaceae. The transcript has 2 exons. Gene Ontology annotation, molecular function: 4 iron, 4 sulfur cluster binding; ATP binding; ATP-dependent FeS chaperone activity. Gene Ontology annotation, cellular component: cytosol. The record is from RefSeq and is a predicted model, not a curated record. Gene Ontology annotation, biological process: iron-sulfur cluster assembly. Bases 101 to 1045 code for a protein of 314 amino acids.
CCUUUCGCCAUUUCGCCAUCGCCAUUCUUUAACAAGCUACAGUGCUCGAUGAUCAAUUGAAGCAGAAAUUAAAACAACCCAGAAACAAAAGACUUGAAAAAUGCCUCUAGGCGGGGUUAAGAACAUCGUUCUGGUUCUCUCCGGAAAAGGUGGCGUUGGCAAAUCGUCCGUCACUCUACAACUCGCCCUCGCCCUGUCGCUGCAGGGAAAAUCGGUCGGAAUCCUCGAUAUCGACCUUACAGGUCCUUCAAUCCCACGUCUCGUCGGACUCGAAGGCGCAAAGAUCACACAGACACCCGGUGGCUGGCUCCCGGUGGACGUCCACCCUGCCGAACAACCAGAACAGCAACCGGGACGAGGUUCUCUGAGAUGCAUGUCGUUAGGCUUUCUCCUUCGAGACCGCGGCGAUGCUGUGAUUUGGCGCGGUCCUAAGAAAACAGCCAUGAUCCGACAAUUUCUGGCAGAUGUCUUCUGGGGGGAAACUGACUACUUGCUCGUGGAUACCCCCCCGGGCACGAGUGACGAGCAUAUCGCUCUCGCCGAACAGCUUCUGACUAUGUCUUCUACAAACCCCCCACCAUCAUCCAGUGUGCCUCGUCUCGCGGGCGCUGUUCUUGUUACAACCCCUCAGGCUAUUGCGACAUCAGAUGUGCGCAAGGAGGUCAACUUCUGUGUGAAGACUAAAAUCCCAACCCUGGGAGUGGUUGAGAAUAUGUCGGGCUAUGCGUGCCCUUGCUGCGGCGACGUCAGCAACCUCUUUUCGAGUGGCGGUGGUCAAGUGAUGGCCCAGGAGAUGGGGGUGAAGUUCCUGGGGAUCGUUCCAGUAGACGUCAAGUUCGGGGAAUUGGUGGAAGGGAAGAUGAUUGCUGGAAGUGACAUUGAUGAAGACAGCGACGACGAGCAAAGCUCAGAAAGGCCCCAGCCAGAAGAACCUGUCGAUGAAAGGCCGCUUGUCGAAAGAUAUAAGGAUUGCUGGUCCUACCCUCGAUUCGAAGAGUUCGCAAAAACAUUAAUAUCCGAUAUAGAGAGAACAGCGGCCAACUAGACGCCUAUUUUAACCUACUGUCUUUCUUGCAUGGGGAAAUGGCACUGGCUUUGUAUCAUUUUCUUUUGCUUUGCAUUAUGCACUCAAAUUCAACAGCGAUAUUAUGAUUCAAUAUUUUAUAUUGGUCGGGAAGGGAGUUUAAAAUUGCAUUGAAUGCAUUGGAUUUACUUCGAUUUAUGCCAUAUGCCAUCAAAUAAUGAGCUAGAUAUGAUUUUUGAUUUUUAGGGGGUUAACAAGGUACUAGCUUUGUAAUAUGAUUAUAUAUAAGACUAUGGUGGAUAUAUGAGACCUAAAAAGCAAUUCGAGGUGUUAUUAUCAUCAACCAUCAUCAUAAUCAAGAUCCAUCAGUCAUUAAGUAAUAUACCAGGCAGCGAG